Tyto alba (common barn owl) is the source of this 5971-nucleotide messenger RNA. RefSeq names its product core 1 synthase, glycoprotein-N-acetylgalactosamine 3-beta-galactosyltransferase 1 (gene C1GALT1). Gene Ontology annotation, molecular function: N-acetylgalactosaminide beta-1,3-galactosyltransferase activity. Bases 312 to 1541 code for a protein of 409 amino acids. Gene Ontology annotation, cellular component: membrane. The record is from RefSeq and is a predicted model, not a curated record. NCBI's taxonomy places the organism in Eukaryota, Metazoa, Chordata, Aves, Strigiformes, Tytonidae. The transcript has 4 exons.
GGCUGCCCGCAGGAACGAACCGCGGUUGCGGGGACAGCAGGUGCCUGGCUGCCCGCCUGGGAAGGAGAGGCUCCGGAGGACGGGUCUCCUUAGAAGGCAGCGAGUCCCUCGGAGCCCCGACGGAGGGAGCGAGGUGCCUUGGGGACGGGGGAAUUGCUCGCUGCUCCCCCCAUCCGCUUCUGCUCCUUGGAACGGGGACUUCCUGGACUGACGUCGCAGUUCCCUUUAGGAAGAACUAGGCUAGUGGAGGUCUAGAAAGCCAUGCUUUGGGCAUGGUAACUUGGUGCUAAGGGAGGGUGUCAGCUUUUGGGAUGAAGGAAAUGAACAAGGUCUUUCUUCCCUUCUCACCUGUGCUGCGGAUUGUUAAACGUCUUCUUUCAAUGCAGUUAUUUGCCACCUGUACCAAAAUACCUUGCUUUUGUUUGUAUUACCUUCAGGAGAUGGCCUCUUCUAAGUCUUUGAUGAGCCUUCUAACCUUCACUUUUGGAUCAGCAGUAGGAUUUUUCAUAUGUUAUCUUCUGUUUAGCAUUAUACUGGAAGAACAGGUUAAGAUCCAGCCUCAUAUCCUUCACAAUGAUCCACAUGGUCAACACUCUGCAGAUACUGAUAACAAUCAGCUGCAAGGACAAAUGAAUUUCAACGCAGACUCUGGACAGCAUAAAGAUGAGAAUAAAAAUAUUGCAGAGGGACUGUAUCAGAAGGUGAAAAUACUGUGUUGGGUCAUGACUGGACCUCAAAAUCUGGAAAAAAAAGCCAAACAUGUUAAGGCCACUUGGGCCCAACGUUGUAAUAAAAUACUUUUUAUGAGCUCUGAGGAAAAUAAAGACUUCCCAACUGUGGGCCUAGAAACCAAAGAAGGCAGGGACCAGCUAUACUGGAAGACUAUUAAAGCUUUUCAAUAUGUAUAUGACCAUUAUUUUGACGAUGCUGAUUGGUUUAUGAAAGCAGAUGAUGAUACAUAUGUUAUAUUGGACAAUUUGAGAUGGCUUCUUUCAAAAUACAGUCCUGAACAACCAAUAUAUUUUGGAAGAAGGUUUAAGCCUUAUGUGAAACAGGGCUACAUGAGUGGAGGAGCAGGAUAUGUUCUGAGCAAAGAAGCUCUGAAGAGAUUUGUUGCUGCGUUUAAAAUGAACAAAUGCUCUCACAGUUCCUCUAUUGAAGACCUAGCACUAGGAAAAUGCAUGGAGAUCAUUAAUGUGGAAGCAGGAGAUUCUAGGGAUACAAAUGGUAGGGAAACCUUUCAUCCCUUUGUUCCAGAACACCACUUAAUCAGAGGAUACCUACCAAAAACAUUUUGGUACUGGAAUUAUAAUUAUUAUCCUGCUGUAGAGGGUCCCGGAUGCUGCUCCGAUCUAGCAGUUUCAUUCCACUACGUUGAUUCUGUGACUAUGUAUCAUUUGGAAUAUUUGAUUUAUCAUCUCCGUCCAUAUGGGUAUUUGUAUCGGUACAAUCCUGAUUUGGCAAAGAGUCCAGAAGAGCAGAGGAAGAAUGAAGCACUGGAGGAUAAUCAAAAGCUAAAGCAAAAAAUUUCUGAGAAUUAACUGAACUUUGAAGAAAACAAAAGAAGCCAGUACAAGAGUCUGAAUAAGAGUCUCCUCAAACUCCUGCAUGAAGCUUGUGGACUAAAAUUUCUCAUGGCAAUUCUUAUUUCAAAAAUCACGUUGGCAGUACUUGCUAUCACUGUCUGUGUACAAUAGAGUCCAGUGCUGGCUGUGACUGUUUGAGAUAGAGUGACCUUGCAGUCCUGCUCAUAAAGAUUUGGGACCUUAAAGUUGUGAAAUAGGAGUUUGUUCUGGUACACUAAUAUCUGGAAGAAUUUGUAUAAAAAACAUAGUGGAUGGGUUCAAAGAUAAUCACACAGUAUUUCUGUUCCUUUUUCUGUUCUUCUCUGUUUGCUUCCAGAUGUUCUGUUAGGUCAGUUCUAAUAUGAGAAAUUGGAUGUUGCAUAGUCAAAUACUUCAUUAUGGCUUUCUCUAGUAUUCUGAAUGUCUUGAAGUUACUUUGUGUAUCUUGCCCUAUAAGGAGAGGCAUGAAAAUACAGUCUCAAGUCUGCUUUGCCUUAACAAUAGACUGGUUAUUAUGAAUAGGCAGAGAUGCACCCAAAAGAUUAAUCCGAAUUGUUUCAGAAAUUGAAUUCACUGCUAUGAAUUAUUUUUAAAAUUUUUAAGUCCCUGUUGCACAAAACAAUAUGGAGUUUGGUCACUAUUGUUUUAGGGAGAAACCCAGAAAUAGUAUUGUUUAAAUUGCUGAGGUGAUGCAAGCUGCUUACAUAUUUGCCUGUGGCUUUUUAUUUGGUAUAAGUUGGUGAAUCAAUAUGAAUUUUUGGUUUGAAUCAAUACAAAUUUCUUGACUCAAUAUGAAAAUUCAUCUCAGAAUUUCUCAGCAUAAGGUAAGGUAGAUGCUUUUUGAAAUAGAAGUCUCUCUUCCAUCAAAGAAUAGUAUUUUAGCAAAGUUACAAUGGCAUUAUAAUAACUUGGUUUGAGGCAAUAUAAUCAGUUUGUUUCCAUUUAAUUUUCACUCUGAGAUUGUGGAGUUACCUUAUUUGUUAGAAUUUUACAGAUACAAACGAGUCUUAUUUUAAAACUGCAGCAAAACUGAUUUGACUGCUUCCCUACACAUCUGGUAUAUUUGGCUGAAAUACUUAAUUUCACUUUUCUAAAUUUUUUUUUUCUUUUUUCCUCCACUUUUAAAAAUUUCUUCUGUAUCUGCUUCUUGUUACCUUUUUCAGAACAAAGUGUUAAAUGAUCCUUAUUUCACUUUUUUUUUUGAAGCUGAAGUAUAUAGUUACUCAGGUAAGCCAGCCUGAAUGCAGGAAUCUUUCAAAGUGCGUUUUCUCCACUACUUUAUGAGUAUCUCUGCCUCUUAACUGAAAACACUUAUCUUGGUGUGGGACAAAAUAGGUGUUUCAAUUACUGAAAAAUAUUAGAAGGCCAAGCCUAUGUUUUGUACAGUUAGUGUAAAACUUUCUGUUUUUUUCUUUGAAACUGAGUGAAUAACAGUAUGGGGGAUGGUGUUAAGCUUGACAUGUAGUGUGUCUUUAUUCCACACUUGAACAAAAGUUUCUUCAUCUUUAUCACUUUUCACCUUCAUCAUAUUGAUGAAUUUGGACAUAACCUAAUUACCUCCAGUCAUUGUUCUGGAAAGGGCACAUUCUGGUAGCAGGCAGCCUUAUUUACUGCUGCUGUCCUUCAGGAUGUUCCUGGAAGAAGAGGAUGUUACUAUAAAGUACUGGAAUUUUUUUUCCAAAGAUAGUUCUUGUACAGAUUGGGGUUCUAUCUGUUGUUGAACAGUAGAGAGUCAUGACUUCCUUUCUUGCCAUUGCUUUGUAGCAUGAUGGCAAUUAUGGGAAUAUCUCAUGGAGUUGAAAUAUUAGAUGCAUCUUCUCUGCCUGAAUAUAGGCUGGGUUCAUGUGUCAAGUAUUAGUUAAAUGAAUAUUUCCUGCAGGGUUCAAUCUGAUGGUGUUUUAUGAGCAAAACUGCCUCUGAAGUACCGAAAGGGACACAAGCUUUAUUUUAUGUUUAUUGACUUAAGCAGAAAAUUAUAACUGCAUUUGUUUAGAAAAGGCAAAAAAGUCUCCAGUUUGCUCUAGUCAGAGGGAUGCUUGUCCAGAGGAGAAUGGAUGGUAUCAUGCUGAAAGGUGCUUCCUUCUGUGAGCUAAAGGUUUAUCCCACAUGCAGCACAAACCAAUAAUCUUGUGAAAUCUAUAUGAUAUUGAUAACUCCAGUGGCAUUGUUCAAGCACUCAAUUAGAAUUUUCUGGAAUACCUAAGGAAGUUAUAAAAUGAAAUCAAGAUCCGAUCCCAACUUAAUGUCUUUUGUAAAUUCAGCCCAUGUAGAAGAACUACUGAAUUCCUGCACUGUUCUGUUAUUACUGUUUUCUUCCCCAGUUUAUCUGUAGGGAUUUAAAGAUUUUUCUACCACAACAGGCAGAGCUAUUCUUGCAUAUUUUAUGCAGAUUUGUGUCCUGUGUUUGCCCUGUGCUGCCAUGUGAAGUAACAUAAUUCCUUCUUCAUGUUCCUUACUAUCCCAACUAUCCCGUCUUUGGGUUUCCAGUUUCAUCAUGCAUAGGUCUCAGGUGGACAAGGGGAAGCAGGUGGUGAGAUGUUUGAGCUCUGCACAGGUUGGUUGCUGAGGUGGCAAGUUAAACCAGCCACUGCUGAGUUCACGGUGAAGCCUGUUCUCAGCAGUGGUUUUGAUUCUUGUCUGCUGCCCAGCUGGGGCUUGUGGGUUUAGCAGAGCAGGGCAGGAAUGUCUCUUUCCACAAAACAUGCAGGACCUCGGAAGGAGGGGGGGAAUAAAGCUAGAAGUUCUGUUUCUUGAAGGAAUAAGGCUAAGAACAUACUACCUUGUGAUAAAUAGGUGGCCUAUCUGGAGCAAUAAAAGUAGCCUUUUUCUUCAGAUGUCCAUUCUUGCUUUGUUUUAAAGUGUCCUUGUUCUUAGGCCUCUGAAUCUAUUUCUUUUGCCUAACAGCACUGCAAAGAAUUUUUUUUUUUCCUUCCAGACAAGCUAGAAAAUGAUCAGUUUUUACAUUCUGUGUUUAUAAGAGGACUGUUGUUCUCUGUUGAAUUGUAUUGCCAUAACAAUGAGCUGAUACCUCUGAAAUAAUUGGUUUGUAUCUAUCUGCCUUCAAAAGCUUCAGUAGAUGAGGUUGGAAUGUGAACAAUUAGUAUAAUUGUAUGAUAUUACACUACUAUUAGUAAUUUGUUAUUUCACUCUCAGGUCUUUGUGCUUUGAGAAAGUAUUUAUUGAGUUUGAGUAUUUCUGCAGCCCAAGGAGGCUACUGUAUUUCAGGUGGAUAGACCUUUCUGAAGCACAGCAACAUAGGCUCUCUUAGGCUAUACCGGUUAUUGCUCUGUGUGUUUUAUUUUGUUUCUAAAAGAGGUUGCUUAAUUUUGUAAAACCCAAAAGCUUCCAUUGGCUUUAAAUGACCCAUCUAAAAAUUUUGAACUAGUUUUCUUGAAAUUACUAGGCAGCAGUUGUUUGCAUGUGGAUGUGGGAAUGUCACUUAGUACAACAGAGUAAUGUUUUAAUCUUGUGUUGUGGUUUUUAGUUCAGAAAGAAUGAGAAUGCCAAGAAGUUACCUUCUGAUUCCUGCUCUUAAUCAGAAGAUAGUAUUAAUCUUUCUUUGCAGAAAAAGACCAACUUUAAUCUUCUUUCACUCACAGUUCAUUUUUGCAGUCUAUAUUAGUCUCAUUUGAGAGGUUAAAUGCUGGUGAUGUUAUCACCUCUUCUCUCAUGUUGCAGAAUCUCUUUUCCCAGUACCUUUUGCCUUUAAGGCCACUGUCUUUGUUUUGCUUUGGUGGGGUUAUAUAUUAAAAGUCACUUUUUCUUCACAUGUUGCCGUUUGGUCUGUUACACUUCCAGAAGUAUAAAUUUUAGUGAGUAGCUGAUAGACCUCUUAUAAACAGUUUGCUAUCUGAGCAGGGUGUUUUAUCUUUGCACAGAAAAAUGCAGGUUAUUUCUAUGCUACUGAUGUUGAUAGUGCACGCACAGAUGAAAAUAGAUCCUUCAAUACGGGACCACUUGGAAAGGCAAUUUUGUCCUUUUUCUGUUGAGAAAAGCUUCUGUGGAAUUCUAAAAGUGUAAUUUGCUUUGUUUUACCAUAUUGUAUUUAAAAUACUCCACAAAUGUUAAUAAUGCUCUAAAAGAAUUGAAUAUUGCUGCUGGACAGUAUGCUCCACUGAAAACCUGUGAAUGUUUCACUUUGCAGUUAUAGGUAGUUGUGGCCCUAAUGGCAGAUAGAAGUUGGUGACUUCUCUGGAAUGAUCACCAUAAGAAUUUGUUUCUUAAAUACCUUCUUUGAAGUGCCUUUGACCAAUUUUUAGCAUCAAAAUUAAGUUGAGAAUUGAAUAAAUAAAAUAAGUUAUCUCAUACACACUUCAUGUCUGUCUUCAUUUACCCUUCCUGUAUGUGAGUAGUGUAGCAUAGCAGCACAAUUCAGUCUAAUAAAACUAUUCUUUCUUUUUUUUUAA